Bipolaris sorokiniana ND90Pr is the source of this 643-nucleotide messenger RNA. RefSeq lists its product as uncharacterized. Bases 110 to 475 code for a protein of 121 amino acids. The record is from RefSeq and is a predicted model, not a curated record. Lineage: Eukaryota; Fungi; Ascomycota; Dothideomycetes; Pleosporales; Pleosporaceae. The transcript has a single exon.
AACGUAUACGCGGUGCUAAUUUGCCUUGCCUGCGCUAGCAAUCUCUUCACACAGCAGCACAUUAUUUGCACAGUGCUAAGUACCACUCGACCACUUGCAGCCAUGUAGUAUGCCUCGUAUGCAUCCCCCCAAUGCACCACUGUUCAUCAUCAGCAUCUGCUCGUCAUCUGCCUCUGCCUUUCAUCAUCAACAACAACAACCCCCUUUUCACCCGCCUCCAAACUACUCUUCAGCCCAUGUGUGCCAUCCAUGCAUUUGUCUGAUUCGCAUUCAUGCACUCCUCCCUACCAUGUCUUCUCCACAAAGCUUGAGCGUUUCAGUCGACUUGUCCAAAGUUACAUAUUCACCGCCAGAUGGCGUCAAGCGAGCUGUCAUUGGCCUAGCUCCGGUACCUACGUUUGAUCUUAUCGAUAGCUGCCCUUGGACAAUAAGCCCGCCCCCUCCAUGUCAACCUUCUAACCUCCUCAAACUCUAACCGCGGCCGUGUGAGCAACAAAACAUCCACUCCACCCUCUCGUCUGCACGGCAUUGUUCUUGAUGGCUGGUACAUUCUGCGACGUGGCGCCCACUGGUCGACUGAGACCAGCCACCAUGCUAAUCUACUUGCUCCAUGUGAGUAGAAACUAGACGGUCACCGGAUACA